This is a messenger RNA of Cynara cardunculus var. scolymus (artichoke), 3155 nucleotides long. Its product is annotated as nodulin homeobox. The record is from RefSeq and is a predicted model, not a curated record. Gene Ontology annotation, molecular function: single-stranded DNA binding. Bases 81 to 2696 code for a protein of 871 amino acids. NCBI's taxonomy places the organism in Eukaryota, Viridiplantae, Streptophyta, Magnoliopsida, Asterales, Asteraceae. The transcript has 19 exons. Gene Ontology annotation, biological process: flower development.
UCAGUGAGUUCGUAAAACCUUUCUCAACUUUCAAUCGCCAGCUGCAAGUAUCGCAGGAGCACCAUAGUUGAAAGGCAAGUAUGAGGUCUGCAAAGGAGGACGUGCCAUUAAGGCAGAAACAACCGAUUGAUUUAGUUUCAGCUGUCAAAGAGUUACAUAUGCUGAGUUCUCAAGAGCUUGGCAAGUUAAUUAGAGAUGCAGACAAUGAUACUAUUCAGUGGACUACCAGCAAUGGAUCAUCAAAUCAGGUCGAUGUGGAAAACCUAGCAAGAUUUUUGGCAUUGCACCUAAUUGCAAAGCUUCUCUCAUCCAAACGAGAUGAAGAAUUUUUCAGAUACUUGUUAGGCGGGAUUCGACUGUUGCAUGGCUUGUGUGAUCUUGCACCUCGCAAUUCCAAGAUUGAGCAGGUUUUGCUUGAUGACGUGAAAGUAUCUGAACAGAUGUUUGAUUUGAUCUUUUACAUGAUCAUUGUUCUUGGGGACUCUAAACAGAAAUUUAUUACUUCAAGUCAUCUGGUUCUGCUGCAUUCAGCACUGUUGGCCUGCAGUCUAUAUCUGUUAACAGCGUUUGUUUCUUCACAAUGGCAUGAGCUUGCACUAGUUCUGCUUGCUCACCCUAAGGUUGAUACUUUUAUGGCUGUAGCUUUUGCUGCUGUUCAUAUAGACAUUCAAUUUCUUCAAGCAAGGCUGUUGGCUCAAUAUACUGAUGCUGGCAUCCAGUCGAAUCUUGCUGAAGUCAACCGUCUGUGCCAGCACUGUGAGGCUUCUCUACAGUUUCUUCAGUCGCUUUGCCAACAAAGGUUCUUUCGGGAGCGCCUGGUUAAGAAUAAGGAACUAUGUGGAGAAGGUGGCAUCCUCUUGUUGGCUCAUGACAUCAUGAAAUUGCCAUUCUGUGAAGAGUCAUAUCUUAUGGCUGUGGUCUCUAGGCUGAAAUCAAAAGUCUUAUCUAUUCUGCUGCAUCUUUGUGAAGUAGAAAGUGUGUCUUUCUUAGAUGUGGCCGCCAGCACUACUGGGGGCUUGAAUUUGGCAAAGUCUACUAUAUUCCAGGUCCUUGAAUUGCUGAAGACCAUGUUUCGUGGAGAUCUCAAUGGACUUGCUGCUUUUUCGGACAAAACCUAUCCAAGGGGACUUCUGCAACUCAAUGCAAUGCGAUUGACAGAAAUUCUCUCUGAUGAUUCUAAUUUUCGAUCUUAUAUCACCUUAAACUUUACUGAAGUUCUGACCAUGAUAUUUUUGCUACCACAUGCGGAGUUCUUGUCUAGUUGGUGUUCCUCUGAAUCUCCUCCUUCUGAAGAAGAUGCUACUCUGGAUUAUGAUUCCUUGGCAGCAGCUGGAUGGGUUUUGGGUGUGCUUCCAUCAUCAGACGUUCCUGAAUCUACUUUUAAUGCUUGUCGUGUUCCUCGGACUUCCUAUGCAUAUCAAAGAACAUCUUUACUGGUCAAAGUCGUAGCAAAUCUCACUUGUUUUAUUCCUGAUCUAUGUAAAGAGGAGAAGGAUCUCUUCCUUAACACAUUCCUGCAGUGCUUGCAGAAGUUACUUCCUAAUUUACUAUAUGGAGCUCCAAAUGAUGCUGAAGCUGAAAGAGCUGCGAUCGUUAUCCAAAACCUGCGUUCCCUAUUGAUUCAUGCUGGAUCUUUAGUUCCUGGAUUUCUUAAUGAGGAUGAUGUACAGCUGCUUAGGUUGUUCAUUGAGCAAUUGGAGCGACCAAUUAAUCGUGAAUCCAAUAUUGACCGAGUUAAAGAGGGUAAUGGUCGAGGUCCAGACUCUCCAGAUGCAGGCAGCAGAGGUGGUAACCAUAACAAGGGCAUGUCCGUUGAUUCUGCUUUAGAAGAAGGGAACCAGUUAAAUCUCAACGGAAAUGAAGACCCAUCUAAUAGUUUGCCGAGGCAAGACCAGAGGACAGAUGUGGCUCAAAAUUUUGCUACCAGGGGUGUUCAUGAAAGUGAUGAAAAUGCUCAGAACGUCGAAACUAAUGGAUUGGAGUCCAGCAUUAUGCAGAGUGAGGAAAAGCAGUUAAGAAAAAGGAAGCGCAACAUAAUGAAUUAUAUGCAAAUAACCAUGAUCGAACAGGCUUUACAAAAUGAGCCUGACAUGCAGCGGAAAGCUGCCUCUAUACAAUUAUGGGCUGAUAAAUUAAGUCUUCAUUUCCCAAUUUUCAUUUUGCAGGGUUCUGAAAUUUCGUCCUCGCAGUUAAAGAAUUGGUUGAAUAACCGUAAAGCCAAACUAGCCCGUGCAGCUGCUAAGGACAUUCGUGUGCCAUCUGGGGGAGACACUACUUUUACCGACAAACAAGGUGGCUCAGGAACCGAUCCCGUGUCUGACUCACCCGAGAGCCCCGAUGAAUUUUUCGCCCCAUCCCCAUCUGCCCCCCAACUGCAAAUUUGCAGCAAUAGAAACCCGGAAGGUGUUUCCGUUAGGUAUGAGCAAGGGCAAUAUGUUGUGCUUACAGAUGGACAAGGAGAAGAGAUUGGUAAGGGGUAUGUGCAUCAAGCAAGCGGCAAUUGGUCUGGAAGCAAUCUUGACGAAUCUGGUUUGUGUGUGUUGGACGUUACUUAUCUUAAGGUCGAUAAAUGGGCAAAUCUUCCGCACCCAUGUGAUGCUACUGGCAACUCAUUUGGGCACGCUGAACAAAUUCUUGGAUUAAAGAGAGUGUUGUGGGAUUCCAGCAAACUUGUGCUACAGCAGAAGCCUAGAUGACAACUGAAUCAUCGACUUCCGACAUUUUUCUUGUCGGCAAGAUGUGCUCAUGCAUGGGCUCUGAAGUUGUUUCCGAUAGGAGUGGUGGCGGCAACGGAUGAAUAAGCUUCGGAACAACCACCAAUCCUCUACCAAUUACAAGUAAAGCUCCAGCAUUAUUGGCAGUCCCUGAAUGCAAGAAAAAACGAAAAAAUGAAGCUAGUAGUUAUCAAGAAACAACACACCAAUUGAUUUAGAAAAAGAAGAGGGGGGAGGUUUAAUGUUAUACCACAAUAGUUAGUAGCAGAAAAGAGGGUAAUCAACUGUCCUUGUGCAAAUCUUUCGAACCCAUCCAUUACACAUUCGUGUGCUCUUAUUAUCAUCUGAAGUUUGUUUCUUCUACAGAAGUCCGUUACCCUGUCAGGCUGCAAAUACUUGUUACAAUUCAUAUCACAUUUAUCAGCAAAAACUUGUUACAAU